AUGAUGCUCGAUUUUGGGCCCUCGCACAGGGCGCUGGCCAGCUUCAAUCAAGGCCUCGCAUGGGACUUGAUGGAAAAGGUUAGGCAAAUUCCCCACUACGACCCCGUGGCCGAGCCUGCCGGUAUCAUCGACCUAUCCGGGGCCCUCAAUGCCUUGAUGGAUGACUGGAUGGAAGAGUACUACAUUUCGCUCCCACCAUUGCAUGUCAAGUCUAUAUUUAACUAUGGCCCUCUCUAUGGCUCUGAUCAACUUCGUUCCGCCGCUGUCGGUUUUUUUAAUCGUUUCUUCAAACCCUCGUCCCCUGUGCUGCCAUCUCAUGUGCUUGCGGGCACUGGCGUCACCUCUCUUAUCGACCUCAUUGCCUGGACGAUAUGUGACGAGGGGGAUGGUGUACUCUAUCUUACGCCCAACUUUUACAUGCUCGAGACAGACUUGACAAUUCGUGCCUCCGUCACUGCCAUUCCCGUCUCAACCUCUGGUCUACAGUAUCCUGAUGGUGAGAGCGAUAUUGAGCAGCUCGUGUGUGCCUUUGAAGAUGCGGCUACAGAUGCCGAGGCUAAGGGCAUCAAAUGUCGCGUCCUCUUCCUGUGCAACCCUCAGAAUCCCACUGGAAGAUGCUACUCUCCCAAGACACUCUACGCCCUCGCCAAGUGGUGCGCUCGCAGAGGUAUGCACCUUGUGGCCGACGAGAUAUACGCCCUCUCCACCUUUGACCAUGAUGAAAACUCAGAGAUGCAGAACUUCUGCUCGGUACUGAGUAUUCCCUCGGAUGGUGUUCUAAAGGAUAACGUCCACUGUUUGUACGGAAUGAGCAAAGACUUCAAUAUGGGCGGCAUGCGGAUGGGAUUCCUCGUUACCCGGAACGCGGAGAUCCUCAACGCAGCUACGAGAGCAACGUGGUUUACGUGGGUCACAGCCUUUUCAGACUCCUUCAUAGCCCGGUUCCUAGGGCACCUAGAGCUGGUCGAAAGCUACAGGGUACUCUACCAGCGCCGCCUGGGUGAGCAAUAUGCAACUACUGUAACCGCUCUCAAAAGCAACGGAAUACCGUACCAGAGAGCCAAAGCCGGGUUAUUCGUUUUUGUCAAUCUAAGCAAGUGGCUAGUAUAUUUUAAGACCGACGAAACUCCAGAGUCUGGCCAUGCUACGCCUGAGCUGCGACUCUGCAGCUGGUUGAUCGAUCAUGGCGUCUUUCUUAAUCCUGGACAGUUUGCGGGCUCGGAAGGCCCAGGCCACUUUCGCCUCGUCUUCACAGAAGUUCCGGAUGCGACGGUGCUGGCCAUUAUUCGUAUGCGAAAAGCGUUACAGGCGCUCGAGGGGAAUAAUCCCACAGGAGACCGUCAUGUUUGA
Fusarium fujikuroi IMI 58289 is the source of this 1350-nucleotide messenger RNA. Its product is annotated as related to 1-aminocyclopropane-1-carboxylate synthase. Gene Ontology annotation, biological process: biosynthetic process; amino acid metabolic process. Bases 1 to 1350 code for a protein of 449 amino acids. NCBI's taxonomy places the organism in Eukaryota, Fungi, Ascomycota, Sordariomycetes, Hypocreales, Nectriaceae. The record is from RefSeq and is a predicted model, not a curated record. Gene Ontology annotation, molecular function: pyridoxal phosphate binding; transaminase activity. The transcript is spliced from 3 exons.